Punica granatum (pomegranate) is the source of this 1525-nucleotide messenger RNA. The record is from RefSeq and is a predicted model, not a curated record. NCBI's taxonomy places the organism in Eukaryota, Viridiplantae, Streptophyta, Magnoliopsida, Myrtales, Lythraceae.
UUCUCUAAAUUCCCUUCCAACUUGUGCAGCUUCAUUUUUCCAAAAUUAAACCGCCUCUCUCUCUCAUCCUGCUAUAAUUAGCAACACUUCCUCCUCCCUUGAGGUUUCUUUUCUCCCAUACUCUCACAAAGACAAAGAAAGAGAGAGAAAGUGAAGGAGAGGUGAAGAGGCGAUUAAUGGAGCUAAGUCAGAAUGUGUUCUUGGAGGAGCUGCUGCUAGCACCUGCAAGAAGUAAUAGUGAUUGGGCGGCGGCGGCUGCCUGCUUUUCACAUGAAGGAGGAGGAGGAGGAGUGAACUAUGAGCAGCAGUUCCUCCCUCACCACCAUCAAUGGUGGAAUAGCUUUGACCCUUUUGAAGAGGAUCCAUCAGCUUCCUCAUCACUGACAGCCCGACCACCAGAUCAGAACCCACUCACAGCCACAGGACUAGUAAUGGUCUCAGAGCACAGCCCUGCUGAUGACUACUACUCCCACUACUCUUUCCUGGACCCACCACCACCUUACACCUGCACAGUCCCUGAAGUGGAGGGCAGUACUGAUCCAACCCCUCCUCCAUACCCCUUUGGGGACCCUACAGGAUGCACUCCCCCAUCACUGGUGGAGGACCACCCGGAUGCACUCCUCAGCAGCUGCAGCAACAACAACAACAACAACAACAAUGGCAUUGGCUGCUGCAAAGUUGAGGACAUGGAGCAACUGGUGGACAACCACAGUGCUGGUAGCUUCAGCAUGGGCUGCUGUGCUGGAGAUCAGGUUAGCAGUAAGAGCAGCACUCCUGUUAGGCCCAAGAGGUUGGAGGGUCAGCCCUCCAAGAACCUCAUGGCCGAGCGGCGGAGGAGGAAGCGCCUCAACGACAGGCUCUCCAUGCUCAGAUCCAUCGUCCCAAAGAUCAGCAAGAUGGACAGAACAUCCAUACUUGGAGACACAAUAGAUUACAUGAAGGAGCUGCUGGAGAGAAUCAACAAACUGCAGGAUGAGGACAUGGAAGUGGGGACAAGCCCUCUCAGCCUCAUGGGCUUCUCCAGAGAGUUAAAGCCCAAUGAAGUCCUUGUUAGAAACUCCCCCAAGUUCGAUGUGGAAAAGAGGGACUUGGGCACCAGGAUUGAUAUAUGUUGUGCUACGAAGCCGGGGCUUCUCCUAUCAACUGUAAACACCUUGGAACUACUCGGCCUUGAGAUUCAACAAUGUGUUAUCAGCUGCUUCAAUGAUUUCUCAAUGCAGGCUUCCUGUUCCGAGGUGACAGAGAGAACAGUGAUCAGUCCUGAAGACAUAAAGCAAGCACUGUUCAGGAAUGCUGGUUAUGGUGGAAGAUGCCUGUAGUAGUCGCUAGUAGUACUGCUUCUAGGAACAUGGAGAAUAUAUAAUUUGGCAAAUAAUUAAUUCAUUUCGAGUGCCGAUCUUGUAACUCUCAUUAAAUAAUUUGUUCAUGAUCAUUCAUUAUCUGCCAUCCAUUAAUUCGAGACUGUCUUCUUCUUGCUCCAAUUGGGAUAUAUAUAUUGUUGUAUUCCAAGAGGGACACUUUUUUC